CUACGCAGUUUUCUGACAAAAAGUGACAAGUGCGAAGAAGAAAAUAGGGAGAAAAAGGCAAGAAAAGCGGGGUUUUGGCGUCAAAAGUGCAUUCUGGAGGCAACAAACUGUGGAAAAUCGAGCGAUAAACACCCCACAAUAAGCGAUGAAGAGAAGAAAUGCCGAUUGUAAAUUGAGGCGCCCCAUAAAACGCAAUAAAAUCACGGAAGGAAUGUACGGAAGCAAUACAAUAUUGUACAUCAAGUUCCUGUUACUGUGGGCCAUUGUGAUUACAGCCGAUUUCAUGUUGGAAUUCCGCUUUGAGUUUCUCUGGCCGUUCUGGCUGCUUCUCCGUUCCGUUCAUGACUCUUUCAAGUACAAGGGACUGGCUUUUUCCGUUCUCUUUGUGUGCAUCGCCAUCACAUCGGAUCUCAUAUGUUUAUUUUUUAUACCAGUCCACUGGCUGUUUUUUGCAGCAAGCACAUACGUUUGGGUACAAUAUGUGUGGCACACAGAAAAGGGCAUUUGCUUGCCGACAAUCGUGCUGUGGAUGCUUUUCCUGUACAUUGAGGGUGCAGUUCGCUGGAAAGACAGUCGACAUAUGCCACAUUUGGAUCUCUGUCGACCUUUUGCUGCCCAUUGCAUUGGCUAUCCAGUGGUGACACUGGGUUUCGGCUUCAAGAGCUACGUCGGCUUCCGGAUGCGCCAGCGAAAGCAGCGCGAGGUGGCGAAGGAGAAUGAGUUUUACAUGCAACUGCUGCAGCAGGCGCUGCCGCAGGAGGAGCCCGCCGAGGACGCGAUAGCGCUGACGGAGAGCAUCAGUGUGACGGCUGCCGCGACGACGACGACGAUGACGUCGACGACGACCACGACCACGACCACGACGAUCAACAAUGGCGACGUGACGAGGAGCAGCAGUGGCAGCGGCGCCAAGAGUCCACCGAAGGCGCUCAGCAUAGUCACAGUGACGUCGAGCCAGUCGAAUGGUCAUGCCGUGGGCGCGUCAGCGUCGUCGAACGGCAGCGUGGCGAGUGGCUAUCCGGGUGGCCGUGGACAUGGCAAGAGGAACAGCACUGCGGAUGCGAGCAGCAAAUGUGAUCUUAACAAUCAUAGUAGUAGUAAAUCAUCCAUUCAUCACACGUCAUAUCAUCAGCAGCAGCCGUGCUCUUCCGCAUCAUCUUCCACGCAUAAUUCCGCCGCGGCGGCCACGAAGGAUGUGACGCGUUCAUCGAGUGACAGUCUGUCUGGUGGAUCGUCGCGUGAGCGCGACAGAGAGCAGAACACAAAGACUGAUCACCGAUCCAUAAUACACAAUAGUCCAGAACCGAAUGGACAGAGUGCUGGCGACGGAUCGCCAUCAUCGACAAAAUCAUCAUCACAGAGCAGCAGCAACAGAGUACAACAGAAUGGUGGCAUCAAUUACAAUUGCAGCGAACAGGAGGCGGAUGUGACCAUGGAGCGGGGCAAGAAAAGGAAUCGCGCCAAGCAAAAGGACUCAGCGCGGGACAAUCAUCAUCAGCAGCAUGUGAAUGGCAUGGAGAGUGGUGGCCAGAGUGCACAGAAUCACAGUCAGACGUCACAGACGCUGCCGCAGGUGUGCGAAUCGUGUCUGCGACUCGAGGGUGAGGUGAAGAAGAUGCGAUCGGAUAUGGGGCACAUGAGACAAGUGGAGCACGAUCUGAGGCAGAAAGUGGACUCUGGGGCGACCAUCAAGUCUUGUCUGCAGGCCAAGCAGAAGGAGAAUGAUGAGCUGGAGAAGAAGAUUCAAGAUCUCAACAACUCGAGGCACGUGGACAGGCAGAAUUUGCAGAAUGCUGAGAAGAGGCUCGGCGAGGAGCGCCGUCAGCGACUCGCCUUGGAAGCCCAAUUGACUAAUGAGCGGAAGAUUCGUGUGAAGAUUGAAGAGAAAGCGGCUAAAUUAACUGAAUGUGGCGAAUCGUGCAAGAUGAAGAAGAGACAUUUGGAGUCCGAAGCUGGACGCUUAAGACGUGAAUUGUCAACAACCGAUGAGCAGAGGAAGAGUAGUGAACAGCAGAACAGAAGAUAUGAAGAUGAGAUUCGCAAAUUGGAGGCAGAGAUGAGAAAUCGCGACGCUCAGCAGAGCACAGAGAUGCUUAUGUCAGCAUUGGCGGCGAUGCAGGAUAAGAAUUCGACGCUGGAGAAGAAUUUGUCAGCUGAGACGAGAUUUAAAUUGGACUUGUUUUCUGCACUCGGCGAGGCGCGACGUGAAGUGGACAUAAAGGAUUCACUGAUUCGCAGCAUGGAGAAGGAGAUGCUGGAGCUGAAGGGGAAGAUUGCUCAAUUGCUGGCCGUGAUGCCGGCCAUGCCGACGGAAUCCUUCAGUUUGACGCCCAAUUCGUCAGCCGGCAGCUCAAUGUUGCGCCUCAAUGACACACCGCCGCUGAUCAUGGCGCAACAGAGUCCGAGUCAGGUGCAGAUGGGCCUCGGCGCGCCGUCGAUCAUCUGCCAACUGACGGCGGCCAGUCAGGGUGUGUCGAAUUGCGUUCAGCAGCAGCGCGAGGCGCCUGGCGUGGGCAACAUGGGUGGCAAUUCGUCGAAUCUUGAUCCCAAUGCCACGGCGUACACGCCCAAGAAUUCGUCCCUCGUGGGCGGCACGGAGGCCUGACUGGAUCGCGUGGUGUAAAGGAGAUUCCCCAACAAUCUUCCAUCUGAACACUAAAGCUGAGGAUCAUUUAUCAGCGAUUGCGCGCGCGCGCGCGAGAGAGUGAGAAAGAGAGAGAGAUGAGGUACGUAUGUAUGAUUUUUUCUUCAUUCACAAUUGCGAGGACAGUUGAGAAAAACAGGAAUUAUGAUGUGAAAAAAAUUUGGGGUAAGAAAGAGAAAGAAAGGAAGGAAUCGACAAAAUCCGAAGAAAUGUUAUAUUAUAAGUUUCUGUUCUCCAACGAUUUGUGCUUAUUCUUUAAUUCCUUCGUCACCCACUCAAUUUCUCCGGCUGCAACUGUUGAAAACAGAGAGAGAGAGAGAAAGAGAAACAUUAGGAAAUGAUUGAUAAGAGCUGAGGGAGAAAUGGAUUAAUUCUAUUCACGAAUCAACCAACAAUGUUCAACUCAAUUUGACUGAUUUGUAUUCUUUCGAGAUAUGCUAGUUUUUUUUUUUUGUUCACGAAUUAGUAGUUUGUGCUUUUUUUCUUUUAACAUUUUCCAUUUUAUUUAGAGCGCGUGAUUGAAAAUUUACUCACAACACACGAAAAGAAGAUGAAAAGGAAAAAUAUCCACACUGUCCAAGAAAUAUUUUUUUAUUGUAACACUUCAAUAUUGAAAUGGUCUUUAUUAUAUAUAUAAAUGAAUUUAAAAAAAAAAUACUCAUUUGAGAUACACUUGAGACGACAAAAAAAUGGUAUGAAUUGCGUUUAAUGCGAAACAAGAAGAGAUGAAGAAAGAAAAAUAAGAAAAGAGAAUGAAGAAAAAGCGAAAUGAGAGUGGAGAAAAAAAUGAAAUUAUUGUAUGAAUUUUAUUUUUUCAUUUAACUUUUGUGAUAUAAAUUAUAGACUAAAAAAAACAAGAAAAGAAGAAGAAGAUGUGGAAAAACUGAAGAAACAGACUUUUGUUUAGUGUUAUUUAUUAUUAUUUUUAAUUAUUAAUUUACUUCAGAGAGAAAGAAAAAUGACGAGAGGUUGAGAUUCAAUAGAAGAGAAAUGCGAGCGCUUUAACGCUGAAGAUCUUUUUUUUUUGUAUAAUUUUCACUGUAAAACCGAUUUUUGCGUUUUUUUUUUGAGAGACUUUUUUGCCAAGUGACUUACAAAAAGAACAGUGAUUUUUUAAUUAGUAGAAAAGCACGCUUUUUUUUGUAAAAAUCAUUUUGUAUUAAGGAGGGUUUUUUUUCUGGAUUUAUGAUCAAUGACAGAAGUUUGUAAAGUGUAGAGAAAUGAAGAAAUGACGGAAGAGUUAAUCAUAAAGGAUACAAUAGUGAUAAUUUGCACCUUUCCUAGCCGAGAAGUUAACUUACAAUAAACAACAAGAACAACAACAAAACUAUGAAUGGGAGAAAAAUUAGACAGAAGGGAAAUGAAGAGGGAAAGGCAAGAGAGAGAAUUGAAGAUUUUUCUUUUAAAAUACACACACACACACACACACAGUAAUUCCACACCGAACUUCAACAAUCCUCCUUAAAUGUCGUAAAAUUAUGGAAUGACACGUGGAAAACUGAACUGAUGGUUUUCUUGUGACAAAAAAAACUUUUGAUUUUCAUCCCUGUAAGCGAGAAAAAGAGAAAAGUUAGAGGCGAGAAAUGAGAAGGAAACGUGUAAAAAAGUCUAAAUAGUAGAGUGAUGUGAUGCUGGUUGUAAUUUUGUUAAAAAAAAUAUUGUGAGUUCGCUCUCUAUAUGUGUCAAUACCUCAGAAUAUAAUCGAUAAAUGCAAGAAAUGAUCAAUACAAGAAAAUUGUAUUUGAGAAAAAGCCACAAAUAUUAAUAAAUUAACAGAAGAGAA
Messenger RNA from Phlebotomus argentipes, 4427 nucleotides. Its product is annotated as macoilin-2. Gene Ontology annotation, biological process: neuronal signal transduction; chemotaxis. The coding region runs from base 146 to 2605 and encodes 819 amino acids. Gene Ontology annotation, molecular function: microtubule binding. The record is from RefSeq and is a predicted model, not a curated record. Lineage: Eukaryota; Metazoa; Arthropoda; Insecta; Diptera; Psychodidae. Gene Ontology annotation, cellular component: nuclear membrane; rough endoplasmic reticulum membrane. The transcript is spliced from 9 exons.